AUGAACCUAAUUACAUUUAUUUUGUUAUUGUCGUCCCUCAUCACAAUAGUAACACCCAAAGAAAUCACUGGAGUAUUUACAAGUUUUAAUUCCUUAACUUAUAAUGAUGCAGCUAAUUAUGGUGCUCAAUGCCCGGGAUAUCCAACAUGGAUUGCAACUUUAGGUUGGUCUUUAGAUGGUUCUGUUGCCUCUCCUGGUGACUCAUUCACCUUGAUUAUGCCUUGUGUUUUCAAGUUUACUAGUUCAGAAACAUCAGUGGACUUAACUGUUGAUGGAGUAAGUUAUGCUACUUGUAAUUUGAAUAACGGGGAAGAAUUUACUACAUUUUCUAGUAUGUCUUGUGUUGUUAGUAGUGCUUUAACUUCUACUACUCAAGCUUUAGGUGCUGUUAGUAUUCCAUUCUCAUUUAAUGUUGGUGGUUCUGGUUCGUCCGUUGAUUUAGAAGAUGCCACUUGUUUUACUGCUGGUACCAAUACUGUUACUUUCAAAGAUGGUGAUAACGAACUCUCGAUCAAUGCCGUUUUUGACAAAACCACUGCUUCAGUAUCAGAUGAAAUUAUUUCAGUUAGAUCUGUUCCGUCGAUUGGAAAAUUGCAACAAAUCUCUAUUGCAAAAGAUUGUCCAAGUGGCUAUGGUAGUGGAUAUAUGAGUAUAAUUAUUAAAGAUAAUACUGCUGUUAUGGAUUGCUCUUCAGUUCAUAUUGGUAUUACUAAUGAACUCAAUGAUUGGAAUCAACCAAUGAAUUCUGAAUCAUUUUCUUACACUAAAAGCUGUUCAGCAACUGAGUUUAUUGUUUCAUUCACUGAUAUUGCAGCUGGUUAUAGACCAUUCAUGGACUCAUUCCUUACAACAACUGGCAAUGCAAAAUUAACUGUUGAUUAUCAUUACGAGUAUACUUGUAAAAAUGGUGAUACGGUUGCUGAAACUGACAGAAGAAUUUUCAGUCCUUAUACGAACAGUAAUACUGGCUGUAGCGGUGUUGUUUUGGUUAUAACCACCAGAACAGGAACACAAACUACUACUGCUGUUACCACUUUGCCAUUCGAUCCAAGUCAAGACCAUACUAAAACAAUUGAAGUUAUUGAACCAAUUCCAACAACAACAAUCACUACUUCAUACCUUGGUAUCACAACUUCUUAUAGUACAAUCUCAGGCACUGUUGGUGGAACUGCUACUGUUAUUGUUGAUGAACCAUAUCAUUCCACAACUACUGUUUAUACAUCUUGGACUGGAGUGGGAACCACUUCACACACCAUCACUGCUUCCACUGAUUCAAUUGACACUGUUUUUGUUGAAACUCCAGUGCCAAAUCAUACAGUCACCACCACUGAAUACGAAGAUGUAUCAGCUGCUACUACCUACACUGAAACGGCUACUCACGGUGGUACUGAUACUGUUCACAUCAUUGAACCAGUUAACCCAACUGUUACCACCACUGAAUUCGGAUCUGUUUCUGCACCAACUACGAUUACGUACACCAACCAGCCAGGUGAAACCGACACUGUUAUUGUUUACGAUCCAUCCAAUCCAACUGUUACCACCACUAAAUUCGGAUCUGUUUCUGCACCAACUACGAUUACGUACACCAACCAGCCAGGCGAAACCGACACUGUUAUUGUUUACGAUCCAUCUAAUCCUACUGUCACCACUACAGAAUUCGGAUCUGUUUCUGCACCAACUACGAUUACGUACACCAACCAGCCAGGCGAAACGGAUACUGUUAUUGUUUACGAUCCAUCUAAUCCUACUGUCACCACUACAGAAUUUGGUUCUGUAUUAGAGGCUACCACGAUCACUUACACGAAUCAACCGGGUGAAACUGAUUCUAUUUUAAUUGUGCUCCCGCAAAUCCAACUGUAA
Candida tropicalis MYA-3404 is the source of this 1860-nucleotide messenger RNA. RefSeq lists its product as uncharacterized. Lineage: Eukaryota; Fungi; Ascomycota; Pichiomycetes; Serinales; Debaryomycetaceae. The transcript has a single exon. Bases 1 to 1860 code for a protein of 619 amino acids. Gene Ontology annotation, biological process: cell adhesion involved in single-species biofilm formation; cell adhesion involved in multi-species biofilm formation. Gene Ontology annotation, cellular component: fungal-type cell wall. The record is from RefSeq and is a predicted model, not a curated record.